GCUUUUUUAAGAAUGUUUGUCGGAAGGCGAUACAUGCAGUUCUAACUAAGAGGAACACGAGGUGAAAUAUAUCAGCGUACUACGAUGGAUAAUUCGUUGGAAAAUUAUGUGAAAAUUGACGAUGAUUUUGAGGGUUAUCCUUUACAUCUAUUUUGUGUACCUAAACACUAUGAAGACGAUCUUCAAUCUAUUUUGAUCCCAAAGGGAUGCGUUGACGAUAGAAUCGAACGUUUGGCACGUAAUAUUUGCGAAGAACUGGGUAAAGAGCCUACGGUUGCUCUCUGUGUAUUGAAAGGAGGAUACAAGUUCUAUACGGAUCUAUUGGAUAAGAUACAAGCUUUAGGGAGAACAUCUUCCGUUUCUAUGCCAAUUUCUUUAGAUUUUAUUCGUCUAAAGAGUUAUCAUAAUGAUCAAUCUACGGGUGAAAUUCAAGUUAUAGGUGGAGACAAUUUAGAGAACUUGCAGGGAAAGAAUGUGUUAAUUUGUGAGGAUAUAGUUGACACAGGACGUACAAUGACGAAAUUGUUAAGUCUAUUAGACAAAUAUAAGCCCAAGAAAGUAAGAGUUGCUAGCUUGUUUGUCAAACGGACCACCAGCAGUAUUUAUAGACCUGAAUAUGUUGGUUUCGAGAUCCCUGACAAAUUCAUAGUCGGCUAUGCUCUUGACUACAAUGAGCACUUUCGUGAUUUAUCUCACAUUUGUGUCAUCAAUGAGCAAGGAAAAAGAAAAUAUGCUUCUAAGUAA
This is a messenger RNA of Dimorphilus gyrociliatus, 744 nucleotides long. The record is from the annotation of a GenBank genome assembly. NCBI's taxonomy places the organism in Eukaryota, Metazoa, Annelida, Polychaeta, Dinophilidae.